This is a messenger RNA of Solanum stenotomum, 1392 nucleotides long. RefSeq lists its product as uncharacterized. Bases 1 to 1392 code for a protein of 463 amino acids. The record is from RefSeq and is a predicted model, not a curated record. The transcript is spliced from 5 exons. Lineage: Eukaryota; Viridiplantae; Streptophyta; Magnoliopsida; Solanales; Solanaceae.
AUGAGAAGGCCCACUAGGGUCGUGAUAUCUGAUGAGCCCUCUCGAGUUAAUAUUUUAAAACGAGCCUCAGUUUCAACUACUCAGUCGGCACACCAGUCACAUAAUGCCUCUACUCAUGUGGCUCCACAAUCUGGUUAUACUAUAUCUACACCCACUGUGGUACCUAGUUCGGGGUAUCAAACUUUGCAGGGCUAUUCACAUCUUGGUCGUGGGUCUACCAUACCAUCAUCUAGUGCUAGUCAGUGCAAUAGUUUGAAUACUAGUAAUGGAUCAAUUGGACUUUCCAAUCUUCAUCUCGAAUCCAAUGGCUCGGAGCCUAAUACUCCUACCACCCAACACUCAGAUGCACAUGGUCCUCAGCCAGGCGAUAGAGACAAUUUUCGGAGACUCAUCAUCGAGCCAUUAGGAUACAACUUACGUCCGGAUGUGGGUAUGACAAAGAUUAUUUUAAAGUGCAUCGGAACUCACUAUAAUGGUGUGUAUCCGAAUUGGAGUUCGAUUCCACUUGACACCCAAGGGCAGAUGUUCAAUGAAUUUAAGAAAUAUUAUGUAUGGGCUCCCGAACACGAGGAUGACAUUCAAGUGAACUUCAAGCUUAAAGCUUCAAAGUUGCUUUCUAGCACAUUUUGUGAUUGUCGGAGAGAAAACAUAAUGCCUAAGUUUAUGUUACCGGAUCGAUGGGCUCUGUUACUGAAACAUUGGAGUACUGAUGAAAAAUUUAAAAAGAGGAGUGAGAUUGGGAAGAUGGCUCGUGCAUCAGAAAGGGAGGCUCUUUGCACACUGGAAAAAGAGUUGGGUAGGCUGGUAGCUGUAGCAGAGAUGUUCAAGGUUACUCACGUCAAGAAGAGUGCGAACCCCACAGAAAAAGAAAGAUGGAUUGAGCCACGUGCUCAAGAUACAUAUGAAUAUCGUAGUACUCUACCUCUUGAGAGUCGGGACAGACCAUUUACACAAGAAAAAAACAAGAAUCUUUGGAAACAGAGUGCUGGUGAACCGAUUAGAGGUUCAAUCUACGGCUAUCCAAAAAAGGCGUAUCAGGAGAAGAAGUCUUGGUAUUGUGGUUCAUCAUCCUCAAGCUUUGAUGGCGGGGAUAGAGAGACAAUAUCUGCAAUGGAGAGUAAGAUAGCUUAUCUCAAUGCCGAGCUUGCUGCUGUAGCCGAAAAAAAGAAGAAGAGAGAAGAAAAAGAGAAGAAGAGAGAGGAGGAGAUUGCGGCAGCAAAGGAGGUAGAGAACAAGAGGUAUGCAGUGCUUCAGGCCCAACUAACUUUUCUUUUUGAAUCAGAAAAUAUUCUUCCUCCAUGUCCGGCCAGUAGUGAUGAGAAUGAUAAGUCUGAUAAGGAAAGUGAGGGUGAUGAGAAUGGUAAGUCUGACAAGGAGAGUGAGGGUGAAUAG